This is a messenger RNA of Octodon degus (degu), 1983 nucleotides long. It is a transcript of the gene Fam180a, whose product is annotated as family with sequence similarity 180 member A. The transcript has 3 exons. Bases 621 to 1190 code for a protein of 189 amino acids. The record is from RefSeq and is a predicted model, not a curated record. NCBI's taxonomy places the organism in Eukaryota, Metazoa, Chordata, Mammalia, Rodentia, Octodontidae.
UGUCCAGAUCCUGGAGAAGGAUCCAGGCCCCAGAUCCCUGGGCCCAGAUCCAGGGAAGGGUAACAGUGACACCCAGCCCAGGUGCUACUACAAUGAUUCUGCUGUCCUGACAGCAACUCUGGGCUCCAGCAUGCCGCGUCUGCCAGGCAAGCACCCAGCUCUUCCUGCAGCCCUGCUGCUGGCUCUGAUGUAGCGUGUGUGGACGGGGAGAGCUGCCAGCUCUUCGCCGGGCUCUCUAACAAGUUCCUCGGGUCUGUUUGUUAAAGAAAAAUUCCAGUGGGCGCAUCCAACACAUGGAACUCAAGUACAGAAAUUAUAUUUAUCCACCCCACUGCCAAGGCGAUCACAUGCCCUGUGAAUCACUCCAGAUGUGCUCAAAAACAGAGCCUCUGUGUGGACGCUCCAGCCCCCAACCCCAGGGAGCGUUGGAGUAAGAAGGUGCCGGCUUCGUCCCACCCAGAGGUGGCCGUCUGCUCCGCCCUGCAGAGGCAGAAGGAGGACACUGCUGAGCUCCUGGAAAGGGAGGGUAGUAAGAACCCUGUCUCCUCUCUGGGCUGAACUCAGGAGCCCACCUGUAGCGACCGGGUUCUCCGUGGGUGUGAGGUCGAGUAGAGAAAGACAUGUGUUGGAAGACGCUGCUGCUCCUGCUGUUGUACUACAACGCUCAGGCCACUGUGUCCCACAGGUGGAGCAGGGCGGUACUCUUCCCUGCUGCCCACCGGCCAAAGAGGUCCUCCUCCGUGCCGCUGAACCCCAUCCUGCAGACCUCCUUGGAGGAAGUGGAGCUGCUUUACGAGCUCCUGCUGGCAGAGCUUGAGAUCAGCCCAGACUUGAAGAUUUCUGUCAAGGAUGAGGAGCUGGCCUCCCUGCGGAAGGCCUCAAGCUUCCGAGCCAUCUGCAACGACGUGAUCCCCAAGCGCAUCCCCGACAUACGCCGGCUCAGCGCCAGUCUGGCCAGCCGCCCUGGCAUCCUCAGGAAAGAAGAUUUCGAGCGGACAGUGCUGACCCUAGCCUACACGGCCUACCGCACUGCACUGUCCCAAGGGUACCAGAAGGACGUCUGGGCCCAGGCCCUUGUUAGCCUCUUCCGGGCGCUGAGGCAUGACUUAAUUCAAUCCUCAAGUCCCACAGUGUCCCUUUCAGAGCCUGAGCCACACCAGGACCUCAAACCAGGGACCAACACACAAUAACCUAGAAAGCUCAUCUUCUCCUCCAAGUACAGAGACAGCCAACAAAACAUGUAACAGAGCAGCGGGAUACAAUGAGACUGUGCCAUGGCCCAUCCCUGUGUGACCUGGGCUGCCUUAAAGAGCUGUGGAGCUCAUCCAAGGUGCCACCAGAGGCAGCACAGCUUGCCUGGGACACUGGGAAAUCUAAGAUUGCUCCAACAUAAAGCAAUCAACAGUCACCCAGAGGGCCGGCGCUAGAGAAGACACCAAGCAGUGUGGUUUGGCAGGAUAAUGGGACAGAUUUCUUGGAUUCCAGGGCCCAGGGCACUGGGCUGAAUGAACCUUUUCCCAAAGGCUCCAUAGUAAUUAUAAAGAAGGUAGAGCUACACCCCAAUAAAUACAACAUUCACCAAUGACAAACUUGGCUUUCUCAAAAGCCAUCAAGAGAAUCUCUUAGAAAAUCAGUAGUUUUACUGAGCUGCUUGUCUGGACUUGUCUUUUCUGAAAGCUAUUGUCGUGCAGAGGAGGAACAGGAAGAGGCUCCAGAAAUGCCACCGCUCCCUUCUUGCCUGUCCUCUGAGCAAAGACACCAAGAGAGGCUCCUAACCAAGCAACAGCCCUGCCUGUCUGUCCUAACUUAGCUUCCUCAGCCUUCAGUGCACCAAACAAAAGUGAUUCUCAGGUGACAGAAUUUGACCCUUUCAAAUGCCAAUGUUUUCAUUUUAGAAAUAUUGACUUGACAUCAAUUUUAAAUACAUAUGAUAGCAAAAAAAAGCGUAAGAGCGUAAGACGUUUUAUGCACACUUAAGUAUAA